Messenger RNA from Engraulis encrasicolus (European anchovy), 2852 nucleotides. RefSeq lists its product as uncharacterized. The record is from RefSeq and is a predicted model, not a curated record. The coding region runs from base 231 to 1316 and encodes 361 amino acids. Gene Ontology annotation, cellular component: plasma membrane. NCBI's taxonomy places the organism in Eukaryota, Metazoa, Chordata, Actinopteri, Clupeiformes, Engraulidae. The transcript has 8 exons.
GGUACGGAAGUUGUUUUGUUUACGACGGUAGAACAAUUUGAAUAUUUCAUUGGACUAUUAGGGUGUGUUUUGUGUCCACCGGCAGAAUCGCUUUCGAAUUCGUUUAAUUGGAAAUGAAAGAUACUAAUUCAGCUGUCUUUUGACCUAGGGAAGCAGUGAACUUUAUGUCAGAACUAGCAUGAAUGGAACCAUUUGUGGAGAGGGUAGAAUAGAAUAGCUGCUGUUCAGUCAUGCCUGAUUAUUACACAAAAUGGAAAGACAACAUCCGCUACUAUUACUUCGUCAAGUUUACACUUAACGUGUACUCUAUGCUCUUUUCGCUGGUGGGGCUGUGCGUGCUGUGCGUGGGGCUGUACGCGGAGGUGGAGCGGCAGAGGAACCGCACCCUGGAGGGCGUGUUCCUGGCCCCGGCCGUGGUGCUGAUCCUGCUGGGCCUGGUCAUGUUCACCGUGUCCCUGGUGGGCAUGGUGGGCUCGCUGCGGGACAACAAGACCCUCCUGCACAUGUUCCUCUGUGUGCUGUGUGCUCUUCUGGCCCUGCAGGCGUUGGGUCUCAUCAUUGCGCUCAUCUUUGAGAAGAAGACAUCUUCCCUGUUUCACAAGACCAUUCGUGAAGGGAUAAAGCACUACUACGACGACCUGGACUUUAAGAACAUCCUGGACUAUGUGCAGCGAAAGUUCUCCUGCUGCGGGGGAGACGAGUACAAGGACUGGGCCGUCAACCAGUACCACUUCUGCAACGGGACGGGUCCCCUGGCAUGUGGGGUCCCCUACACGUGCUGUGUUGGUCACAAGGCGGGAGAGGUUGUCAACACACUCUGUGGCUACAAGACUUUGAAAGAGCAGCGUGAGGUUCUGGACGGGAUCAUUCACGUUCGUGGCUGCAUCCACGCCGUCAACCUGUGGAUGGGGGACAACAUUGGUGCCACCAUUGGCCUCUGCUGUGCACUGGGCCUGCCACAGGUGUUUGGCAUCCUCCUCAGCUGUGCCUUCUGGAACCUCCUGGUGGAGAUGAGCGAGUCUGAGGACAUGGUGGACUUCAAGAUCCUGAAGCGAGCCGGCUACAAGUACGGCGAGCUGGACCUCGCUGGUGCCGGCUGGUGCAUGUGCCUGCCCCGCGACGGAGGCUACCUGCCCGUGCCCGACUCUGAACCCGAGCUCGAGCACGAACCGGACACCUGGGCCGCGGCCCCUGACGUCACCUUUGUUGACGUGGACCAAGUCAAAAUCCAGGAGCCGGUUUUACACUCCAUGCCCGAGACGCAGGGGACGUCGGCAUCACUGAUUGGUGUCGAUGAAGUAGACACUCAUGCAUGAGGGAUAAUCAUAAUGAGGGAACACAUUGUAGAUUCUCUUUAUCAAUUGUUUUUUUGUUUGUUCAGGGUUUUUAAAGGAGCUUCGUUAUUUUGCACUGUAUGAUGAAGGGUUUAGAAAAUCCAGGAAGUGUUUUUAUAUUUUUCAUUUUUAUUUUUAUUGUGCGUUUAUGUUUUGUUUUGUUUUAUUUGAGGUAUACAUUUGUGUAUGUAUAUCAAAACUGUUAUAACUGUUGAUUAGUAUUCCAGUAAUUUUUAUCGUUUGAAAGUACAUCAGUUUUAUGAUAUUAGGCUAUUUUUGUCUCUGUUUUGAGUCUUUUUUAACUUAGGAUUCUCUACAAACACUGUGGAUUACGUAGUAUUGUAGGUGACAAAUGUGCAUUGACAAUGACAUGAUGUGUUUUUGCUAAGAGCUUUUAUGACAUAUCGGUAGCAUUACAUUGUAAUUUGUAAUAGUCGUUUUUAAAACGGUGUCGAAGUUUUACUUGAAGUUUUUGAAGGUUUUAGUUGUUAAUCUCAGGGCUAAAUGAUGGCCCAGUCUCUUGGAUGGAUAUAGAAUCACAGAAAACAAUUUGGUAGCACUUUCUUUUGAAGGGUAAGGACGGAGACCAUUUAACCAUCAUAAGAAUGAUCUGACCCAUGACAGGAACAUUAGUGACACAUUAUUAAGUUUAUAACUUGUCACAGUGUGUCAUCUGGUUUUUUGAAUGUCAUGACACCCUAACAAUGUGAACUUGUCUUUUCCAAAAGGGAAUUUCUCAUCAUGAUAUAAAGAAUAGACUAAGCGCGACAUGAGCGAUUCCAGCGAUGGAAGUAAUUGACUUUGUAUUGAGUCGCGUGACAAAGGGAUUUGGGCGACUAGAGGCGAUUUGCGCAACUUGAGCGACAGUUUGUACGUGUAGUUGGACUCUUGAGUGAAAAUUGUGCAAAAUAGCUAUGAUGUGGUUCGGCGACAGCCGCCACAGCCAAUGGAAUGUUGGAAUGCUCGCAUUCUGCUUUUAAACGGAUUUACUCUGUCGCUUCUAUCGCUCCUAUCACUCCUAUCACUCUUGCUGCACAGUCCAGCGAUUCUCUUUCACUUCAUCUUGUCAAGGCUGGUAUAUUCGCCUGGUAAGUCAUAAACAUCAACAAUGUGCCAUUAAUGUUCCUGAUGUGGGUCAUCAUGUCAUUCUUAUCCUGGUUACAUGACGCCAUGAAGUAGACCCCUUCAAAUAAAGUGUUACUGUUAUUUCAGUCUUUCAGGUUUACCAACCAACCAUGCCUUGUUUAUGGAACAGUACGUGAUUUGUGUAUUAUCUAUAUCUGAAUUUCAAAUUGAAUGGAACUACUUUGCUUAUUUUUUCACCAGUUUUAGAUGGGAAACUGUGUCUUUCACAAAAUCAUUUUUUCUAUUCAGGUUAAUCACACUCAUAAACACGUUGUAAAGACAUAAAACUGACAUGAACUGCUUCGAGGACACAAGAGCUGUGUCUUGCCUGCAUUUAUCUUAACACUGUUAUCUAAUCCUUGACAUUGACUGCCAUCCUCAAUAAAGAAACAA